AUGUCUCAUCACCGCAGAGACGACGACGACGGCUACAUGGGCUACAAUCCGCGAGUUCACUCGAAAGUGGCCGAAAAAGAGGGAUUCCAGCUCGGAAACAACACAGAAGACCCGAAAACUUUGUAAGAAAUUGUUAUUCUAACGUAAAAAGUUGAAAACAUAUGAAAAAAUCAUGUCUUUCAGGUGGAUCGGAAAUUUGGACCCCGCGAUUACCGACGACUUUUUGUCGACGCUUUUCAACCAAAUGGGCGCGGUGACUAGAACGAAAAUCAUCUUCGACGUUAGAAAAUUCCAGAAAAUUCACAAAAAUUAUGAUUCUUAGGGUCUAGCGGAUCCGUACGCGUUUAUCGAGUUCUCGGAUCACUACGAGGCCGCCCAAGCCCUUCAAGCAAUGAAUAAACGACUUUUAUUGGAAAGAGUGGGACAAAAUCUAUCAAAAUCUCCCUUAAAACCGCCAAAAGUUGCAGGAAAUGCGAGUGAAUUGGGCGCUGGAGCCGGGCCACUCGGACCGCUCGAAAUCCGACACCGCCCGUCACUUCCACGUGUUCGUCGGCGAUCUUUCGCCCGAGGUGGACAGUACGAAGCUCCGCGAGGCGUUCAUCCAGUUCGGCGACAUUUCCGAGGCGAAAGUGAUCCGCGACACGGCGACGAACAAGUCGAAAGGCUACGGAUUCGUGUCGUACCCGAAGCGGGAGGAGGCCGAACGAGCCAUCGAGCAGAUGAACGGACAGUGGCUGGGCAGGAGGACCAUUCGGACGAAUUGGGCGUCGCGGAAGCCGGGCGACGAUCGGCCCGAGCGGCAGUACCACCAGCACCACCACGAGAAGAGCUUCGAGGAGGUCUACGCGCUCACCACACCCGAUAACACCUCCGUUUACGUCGGAAACAUCAAGGAAAUCAAAGGUUUGCUUUUUAAAUUCGAUAUUCGCCUGGUUUCGGUCUGAAUUGUGCAAAAAUUUUCCGCGAGAAACGUUCCCUUUGCAGAAGAGGAGAUCCGCGAGGCGUUCGCCGUGUUCGGAGCGAUCAUCGAAGUGCGAAUGUUCAAUCAGCAAGGCUACGCGUUCGUCAAAUUCGAGGAGAAGACGUCGGCGGCGAAGGCGAUCGUUCAGAUGAACAACCAGGAGAUCAACGGGCAGGCGGUCCGCUGCAAAUGGGGAAAGAGCGGAGAGGUUCGGGCUUUUUUUGGACAAAACUUGCGAUUAAACCCAAGGUUUUAAGCAUUUGGUCAAAACAUUUGAAUCACCCGCCAUAUUUCGGUGGAGCAAUCUGGCUCUCAUAAUGUCUUUAAAGUAUUUCCAGAACGGUUCUUCGAAGCAGCCGGGCGGUGCAGGAAGCGGCGGCUUCCCGUUCUUCUCGGGCGGUCCAUCGUUCAACGUGCCGCCGCCGUCACUGGGACCGCCGCCCGGCUAUUCGGGAUACACUCCGGGCGGUCCGCCGCCGACCGCCAGGAUCAAUGGUCAGGCGCUACCCUACCCGCACCAGCAGCAGCAGAGUCUGAACAACCCGCAGGUGAUGCAGACGUGGUCGAACUACUGGGCGCAGCAGAGAAACGAGCAGACGGCCCCGUCGCCGCCGCAGAAUUUCAACGUUCCGCCGCCGAAUUUGCCGCCGAGAAUCCCUCCGAACAAUUGA
Caenorhabditis sp. 36 PRJEB53466 is the source of this 1632-nucleotide messenger RNA. Lineage: Eukaryota; Metazoa; Nematoda; Chromadorea; Rhabditida; Rhabditidae. The record is from the annotation of a GenBank genome assembly.